AUGAAGCUUCACAGUCUGUUUGCGGCUUUCUGUUUUUGGGCCGUCAUAUGCUCCUUAUUUCCUUCUACUGAUGGCCUGAGGAAAAUUAGCCUGAAAAAGAGGCCUUUGGACCAGUCAACCAUUAGUUCCGCCAAACAAGCUCGAUCGGAGGGGAAGAACGGGUUAGGCGUUGGUAACAGGCGACUCCAACUGAGUGAUUCCAAUGGAGAUAUAGUGUACUUGAAGAACUACUUGGAUGCCCAAUAUUAUGGGGAGAUUAGUAUUGGCUCACCUCCUCAGAAAUUCACUGUUAUAUUCGACACUGGCAGUUCCAAUCUGUGGGUCCCCUCCGGAAAAUGUUACUUCUCAAUUGCUUGCUACUUCCAUUCAAGGUACAAGUCCGGCAAGUCCAGUACAUAUACAAAGAUUGGAAAGCCUUGCUCGAUCAGUUAUGGCUCUGGUUCAAUCUCCGGGUAUUUUAGCCAGGAUAAUGUGGGAGUUGGCGAUGUUGUUGUCAACGAUCAAGUUUUUAUUGAGGCUACACGAGAGGGAAGCCUUACCUUUGUCUUGGCAAAAUUUGAUGGAAUACUUGGGCUUGGUUUCCAGGAAAUAUCUGUUGGUGAUGCAGUCCCAGUGUGGUACAAUAUGGUGGAUCAAGGUCUGGUAGAAGAGAAGAUAUUUUCUUUUUGGUUUAACCGUGACCCUGAGGCAGAAGUGGGAGGUGAAUUAGUUCUUGGGGGAGUUGAUCCCGAUCACUUCAAAGGAAAUCACAGUUAUGUCCCUGUGACAGAAAAGGGGUACUGGCAGUUUGAAAUGGGUGAUUUCCUCGUUGGGAAUCAGUCGACUGGUUUUUGUGAGGGUGGUUGUGCUGCUAUUGUUGAUUCUGGAACAUCCUUGCUUACUGGUCCAACUACUAUUGUGACGCAAAUCAAUCAUGCCAUUGGGGCAGAAGGCGUUGUCAGCACCGAGUGUAAAGAAAUUGUCUCUCAAUACGGAGAGAUGAUUUGGGACCUCCUCGUUGCUGGGGUAAAUCCUGAUCAAGUUUGUUCACAAGUAGGACUAUGCUUUUCUGAUGGGGCCCAGUCUUUGAGCUCAAAUCUUGAAAUGGUUGUGGAUAAAGACAAUAAGGAAAAAUCAGUUGGAGAUAAUCCAUUAUGCAGUGCUUGUGAGAUGGCUGUUGUUUGGAUGAAGAAUCAGCUUAAGAAUGAAGGAGUUAAGGAUAAAGUGUUGGAUUACGUGAAUAAGUUAUGUGAGAGCAUACCGAGUCCAGGAGGAGAGUCCAUAAUUGAUUGCAAUGCUAUAUCAAACAUGCCUAAUGUCACCUUUACCAUUGGAGGGAAAGCGUACGAUCUCUCUCCAGAACAGUACAUUCUAAAAACCGGUGAAGGUGUUUCAGCUAUUUGCAUAAGUGGAUUCAUGGCUUUGGAUGUGCCACCUCCUCGAGGACCCUUGUGGAUUCUUGGAGAUGUGUUCAUGGGCGCAUAUCACACUGUAUUCGACUAUGGGAAUCUUCGUCUGGGUUUUGCCGAGUCUGCUUGA
Messenger RNA from Striga hermonthica, 1518 nucleotides. The record is from the annotation of a GenBank genome assembly. Lineage: Eukaryota; Viridiplantae; Streptophyta; Magnoliopsida; Lamiales; Orobanchaceae.